Molecule: messenger RNA, 2452 nt
Organism: Catharus ustulatus (Swainson's thrush)
Lineage: Eukaryota; Metazoa; Chordata; Aves; Passeriformes; Turdidae
Product: major histocompatibility complex class I-related gene protein-like
Biological process (GO): immune response
Cellular component (GO): external side of plasma membrane
Source: RefSeq, a predicted model, not a curated record
AUGGCGGCGGCGUCCUGGGACGAGGAAUGGUACCCGGAAUGGAACCAGGAAUGCGAAUAUGGGAACAGGACAGGGAACGUGGAAGCACUGGCCAAGGGCAGCAGCAGGGCUCAAGGCUUCGUGUGGCACAGGCAGCCCCAGCUGGGGAGCCCUCAGGCCCCCGUGGCACAGGCGGCCUCAGCAGCGGCACCGGCAAUGGCAGCGCCUGUGGGGAUUGGGGAUGGCUUUACAGCUUCAGAGAGCACAGCAGCUGCUGCUGCUGGAUCCCCAAACUCUCACUUUCACCCCCCUUCCAGCCCCCAAAUCUCUGUGUCCCCCCCAGUUCUCCACUCCCUGCAGUACCUGGAAGUGGCACUGUCAGAGCCCAGCCCGGGGGCGCAGUCCUUGAUUAUGGGGGACGUGGACGGGACCCCCUGCGAGCGCUGGGACAGCGAGCGGGGCCGGAUGGAGCCUCAGGCACCAGGGAUGGCGGCGGGAGCUGAGCCCAGUUCCCUGGAACCCCUGCUGCAGGAGGUUUCUGGCUGUCACCUCCUGUCUGACGGGAGCGUCCGCGGAUCCCAUCGGCUCGGCAAGGACGGCCGGGAAUUCCUCUCCUUCCAGCUGAGAUCCGGGACAGUCGUGGUGGCCGACGGCACUGCCCAGGUCACCGAGAGGUGCUGGGAAACUGAGGAGAUGGAGGCUGAGGAAUUCAGAAAUUCCCUGGGGCACACGUGCCAGGAAUGUCUCUGGAAAUAUGUCAGGGAUGAAACCAGAAAGGGAAGAAAACCAUGGAAGUUCCCUCCUGGAGUGCUCUGCCUGCGGUGUUCUGUGCAGUGUGGCAGACAGUGAGAAACACUCCUAGGCUGUCACUCAUCACAAUUCUCAGGGUUUUGGGUGAGAUGCUUGCAGCAGAUCCAGCGCUGAGGGGAGUUCAGGGGGGUCCCUUAGCAUUUGGGGUACCCUGGGAUUUGUGGAGAACCCCCCGGCCCCCCCAGGAUCUCCCUGAACUCGCUGGCGCUGCCCCUGCACAGUGAGAAGGUUCAUACCCGGCACGGGGUCCCCAGCUCUGUACCCAGGUACCCCCGAAAUCUCUCGGGAUCCCCCACACCCCCGGGACACCAAAACCUCUACCGGGUUCCCAAAAAUAUUCUCGGGACCCUCCACAACAUCUCCAAGACCACAAAACGCCCAAACCCUCUCAGGACAUUAAAAUUGCCACAGGACCUCCCAACACUCCCCCAGAAUCACCUUGAGAAGAUUUAUACCUGGCACGGGAUCCCCAUCUACAUUACCAGCAGGUACCCCAAAACAGCCUUGGGACACCCAAUUCCACCCCAGGGAUUGGCCAAAUGCCUCCACUGGGACCCAUGACAAUCAUCCUGGGGAACCCCCCAAAAAAUCACCAUGUCGCUAAACACCCCCUGGACCCACAAACUCCCUGGGAAUCCCUCACAAAGGUUUAUACCCAGCACAGGGUCCCCAUCGCCAUCAUCGGCAUCACCCAGGUACCCCCAAACCCGCCCGGGACCCCCAAACCCUCCCAGGACCCCCAACCCCCCCAGGGCCCCGCUGCAGGGAUCAACGGGAGUGGUGUUGCCCUUUGAAGGGCAGUUCUAGUGGGGCCUGACUAUAGCCGGCUCUUAAAGCAGAGAUGAUAGAGAGAACCCCAAAAAUCCACCCCGAGGGGCAAAACAUCCCCUAAGGGGGCUUGUAGUGGGGGCCCCCCUACAAAUGUCACUUUAAACCAUCAUGAUCCCCCCUUAAAAGGCCUUUGGGGCUGCUGACCCCACAAACACCAAAAAUGAGGAGGAAAAAGAGCCCUUGUAGUGGUGGGAUCCUCCCCAGAAAGACCCUAAAAAGACAAAACCUCCUCUUCAGAGGGGCCUGCAGAGCCUUAAACGCCCUCAGAGAGGGACAGGAUCCCCUCCUCUGCUGGGGCCUCUCCCAGCCGGGAACUCUCCCGUUUGCUGCACUCGGGGAGCCCCGAACGACGACGGCUCCUGGGCUGAGCCCCCCACUCAGCCGGGGGUGCAGAGGGAACUGGGGGGGCUGGGACGGGCUUGGGGGUCCUGGGGUUAACUGGGGGACCCCCAGUGGGUCCCACUUCUCCCUGUCCUCCCUCUCCCACCCCUUUCCCAUUGUUCCCCCCAAAGCUCCGCUCCCCCCAGCUCGGUUUGGGGGUGACCCAGCCCUUUCCCUUCGUGUCCCAGCCCGGCCCCGCGGCCGGAGGGUCGGAGAAGGGGAGGAGGAGGAAGAGGAGGGAUAAGGAGGAGGAGGAAGAGGAGCGAGAGGAGGCACCAUGUGCGUUCCCCACUCUCUGUAUCCGCAGCUCCUUCACCCCCAGACCAUCGCCCCCGCUCAGGGAGGGGGAACUCGCCCCAAAUAUCCUGGGUGGUUUUUUGAAGGUGGGAGGGGUAUUUGGAGUUCACAUGAAAUAUAUUCGGGACUCCCUGUUUCAUUCUUUCUGUCGGGG